This is a messenger RNA of Williopsis jadinii, 870 nucleotides long. RefSeq lists its product as uncharacterized. Bases 126 to 593 code for a protein of 155 amino acids. The record is from RefSeq and is a predicted model, not a curated record. Lineage: Eukaryota; Fungi; Ascomycota; Saccharomycetes; Phaffomycetales; Wickerhamomycetaceae. The transcript has a single exon.
UUCAUUAUUCAGGAAAAGGCAAUGGUCUAGAUGUCUACAAACAUGAACCAUAUUCAAAGCUACAGUGUCACUCACAACCUGGGGAUGUGAGUGCCUUUCGAAACUUCUCGGAUUCACAACAAUACAUGGGUCAAAUUGAUCAAAUGGAUUACACGACUGAUAGUUAUUCAUACAUUAAUGCUUACGAAUCAAGACCACAAGCAAGCACCAGUGAACGCCAAAUGCAGCCAAUUGGGAAGAAACAACAGAAAAUUCCUUGUGACAUCUGCGGACGUAUGAUUAGCAGGGAUAUUUUAAGACACAGAAGAACCCAUGAUCGUACUUCCAGGUUCCAAUGUGUGUUUCCCAAGGAGUGUUGCACUCACAAGACAGGGUUUUUUAAUAGAAGAUACGAUUUUAAGAAGCAUUUACUGCAUAUACAUUUCAUCCUAGAUGAUCCUAAAGUCAAGAAGUUGAAAUCGCUGGAACAGAAACUUCGGAAAAGAGGCCAUUGUCUCUGUGGUCAAGAAAUGUCAGCGCAGGAGUCGUUAGACCAUAUUACUCAAGUAGACGAGAAUCAAGAACCUGUAUGUCCUGAUCUUGCACAGAGGUGAAAGACAUUGAAAAGAAAGAGAACUUCGAUAUGAAGCAUAACGUUAGGAUUUGGGGACAAUGAGGUGGGUUCAAUGUGAAGGGUACACAAUGCAGCAUUGAAGAGAUAUAUUUUGAGAGCAGCCUAUCCCUUUUGGUAUACUUCACAUUGUAUUUUGAUGGAUAGCAGUGUGCUUUACUUCUAUAAGACAAGGGGUGAUGAUUUUCACGGUUAGGCUAGGUGAAAACUAAUCAACAUCGAAACCACUGGUUAUAUAGCGUAUGCUUGUGAAUGUAUAC